Molecule: messenger RNA, 2657 nt
Organism: Nicotiana attenuata
Lineage: Eukaryota; Viridiplantae; Streptophyta; Magnoliopsida; Solanales; Solanaceae
Product: scarecrow-like protein 3
Exons: 1
Coding region: 946-2361 (471 amino acids)
Biological process (GO): regulation of DNA-templated transcription
Cellular component (GO): nucleus
Molecular function (GO): sequence-specific DNA binding; DNA-binding transcription factor activity
Source: RefSeq, a predicted model, not a curated record
CACGCAUUGUCUACAAACGUAGCAAUGAAGAAACUCUCACAAACCUGACACAACUCUCUCUCUCUCUCUCUCUCUCUCUCUCAAAACAUCUUUAAUUGAAUCCCAAAAAUAGAAUCCCAAUUCCUUAUUUCCUCUCUUUCCUCUUUCAGCAGCAAGUUACAAAAGCAGAGUCUUUAACUAGUUUUAGCAAAGAUUUUUCACUAAAGAAACUGACUUUGUAGUGAAUUGUUUAGUGCUAUUUGUGGGGUUUUGUUGAUUUGAAUAACCCUUAAAGGAAUUUGUUGUUGUUCUUCUAUUUGGUAAGUUUCUUGCCAAAUUUAACUUUUGCUCUGUUUUUGCUCUGUUUUCUGCUUGGUGAUUUUCAAUAGCUGAGCCAAGAUUUCAUUUUUCCAAUUCAAGCUUUUACCUUUCUGCUGAGCUUUUACAAUUUGGACUGAAAUAAUAGUGAAUUCAGAUUAUUUCCGAUUAUUUGAGCCUUUUUUAGUAUAGCAGCCACUUGGAUAUACUCACUCUCUUUGUGUCUCUCUUUCCCUCUCAGUUGUUCUUAGUACUUUGUCAAUAGUUCAUUUAAGAGCAAGGUCUGUGUAUGUACUAUCCUUCCCAUACCCCACCCGUGGAAUAUUAUCCUCCUCAGACCCCACCUGUUACACUGUAUUUGUUGUUGUUGAUCCAACCUACACCCCUCCUAUGGAAUACUACCCUCCCCGGACCCCAUAUGUGGAAUUAUAGUGUUUGUCGUUGUUGAUCCUCCCCGGACCCCACCUGCGGAAUACUACCCUCCCCAGAUCUCACCGGUGGAAUUAGACUGUCUUUGUUGUUGUUUAUUUAUUGGAAAGUUUGUGUCUUGAUUCAAAAAGUAUUAUUCAUUCAACCACCCUGAGGUGUGUGAAGUGAACUUUUUUUAAUACUUUUGAACCAACAUUUACUAUUUAUUAGUUUGUGAAAAUGUUACAAGAUGAUGGUUCAUCAUCUGUGACAUCAUCAUCACCUAUUCAAAUAUUUCCAAUAAUGUCACUAUCACCUGGUUUUAGUUCAUCAAAUCAGUGGCUUAAGGAGCUGAAAUCUGAAGAAAGAGGGUUGUAUUUAAUACACCUUUUACUUGCUUGUGCUAAUCAUGUUUCUUGUGGUAGUCUUGAAAAUGCUAAUAUAGCACUUGAUCAUAUUUCCCAACUUGCUUCUCCUAAUGGAGAUACUAUGCAAAGAAUUGCUUCACAUUUUACUGAGGCAUUAGCUGAUAGGAUUCUUAGAAGUUGGCCUGGUAUUUAUAAGGCAUUGCGUUCGACUAAGUUAUCGGUUGUCUCAGAAGAUAUUUUAGUUAGGAAGAUGUUUUUCGAGUUCUUUCCUUUUUUGAAGGUUGCUUUUGUGGUUACAAAUCAAGCUAUAAUUGAAGCUAUGGAAGGUGAAAAGAUGGUUCAUAUUGUUGAUCUUAAUGCUGGUGAACCCUUGCAAUGGCGCGCAUUGCUUCAGGACUUAAGUGCGCGUCCUGAAGGACCGCCUCAUUUGCGCAUAACGGGGGUUCAUCAGCAAAAAGAAGUGUUGGAUCAAAUGGCAUAUGUACUUACUGAAGAAGCAGAAAAGUUGGAUAUACCUUUUCAGUUUAAUCAAGUAGUUAGCCAAUUGGAAGAUCUUGAUGUUGAGAAAUUGCGCGUUAAAACUGGGGAGGCGCUUGCGAUUAGUUCAGUUAUGCAAUUGCACACUCUUCUUGGACACGACAAUGAACCUCAAAAGAAGUCCCCUUUGCCUUUUAAGCAUUCAAAUGGUGUUAACUUGCAUAGGGCAUUGAUCAACCAAAAUACCUUAGGGGAGUUGCUUGAAAAAGAUAUGGGCCAUAUGGCUAAUGGUUAUAGUCCGAGCAAUGACACGGCUUCAUCGUCCCCGCUAUGUUCAACAACAAAAAUGGAUGGUUUCCUCAAUGCUUUGUGGGGUUUAUCACCAAAAGUUAUGGUGGUAACAGAACAAGAUUCUAAUCAUAAUGGAACAACUCUUAUGGAGAGGUUAUCGGAGUCGUUACAUUAUUAUGCUGCAUUAUUUGAUUGUCUAGAAUCCGCAUUGCCAAGAACAUCAUUGGAGAGGUUAAAGGUGGAAAAAAUGCUGUUAGGUGAGGAGAUUAAGAACAUUAUAGCAUGUGAAGGACUCGAACGAAAGGAGAGGCACGAGAAGCUCGAAAAAUGGUUCCAAAGAUUUGAUGUAGCUGGUUUUGGAAAUGCGCCUUUGAGUUAUUAUGCUAUGUUGCAGGCAAGAAGGUUGUUGCAAAGUUAUAGUUGUGAAGGAUACAAGAUCAAAGAAGAGAAUGGUUGUGUGGUGAUUUGUUGGCACGAUCGAGCUCUUUUUUCAGUGUCAUCUUGGAGAUGUAGGAAGUAAGACUAGACUUAGUUCUUAUUAUGAAGUUUUAAUUAUCUCUUCUGUUUCUUUUGUAACAUAAUUUGUAGGAUGAACUUUUGUUAGUGAGACUGUCAUUGACAUGUUUUGAGUUAUUCUAUUUUUUUUUUGGGGGGGGAAAGGGAGCCUUGGCGUAACUGGUAAAGUUGUUGUCAUGUGUGACCUGGAGGUUACGGGUUCAAGCGGCGGAAACAACCUCUUGCAGAAAUGCAGGGUAAGCGUACAAUAGACCCUUGUGUUUAUGGGAUCAAUAUUCUAAAAUGGUGAAUUUCUUUUGA